CAACUGCAAGGACACGAAACUCCUUCACCACACCACAAAUCUCCGCCAUUCUAACCAACUCUUCUUCUAUAAAUUCAACUUCUCUCCAUUUCCGAUUCCAUCCCUCUCUGUUUUCCGUCACGGCGGCGCAAUAUGGACGAUGGCAGUAAAAACACUCUAAUUUCCGAGUUAAAAUUUUCGUCGGUGGUUCCGGCAAAGGCGACCGGCGAUAACAAGGUCAAGGAACUGACGGCGAUCGAUCUGGCGAUGAAACUUCAUUACAUUAGAGGAGUUUAUUUCUUCAGAGCGAGUGAAGAGGUGAGAAAUUUGACGAUUUAUGACCUAAAAAAACCUCUGUUCCAAUUGUUGGAGCUGUACUACGUCGUUUCGGGGAGGAUUCGAAGGAGGAUUGAAGAUGAAGAUCGACCGUUUAUCAAAUGUAAUGAUAGUGGAGUGAGAAUCGUUGAAGCAGAUUGUGAAAAAACUAUUGAAGAAUGGCUUUCGAUCGGAGAUGAUAAAAUUUCGCAUCGAGAUGAUUGUUUAGUUCACUCUCAAGCCAUUGGUCCCGAUCUUGGAUUCUCCCCUCUUGCUUUCAUCCAGCUGACUCGGUUCAAGUGCGGCGGACUCUCCGUGGGUCUUAGUUGGACUCACGUUCUCGGCGAUAUCUUCUCCGCCUCCACCUUCAUCAACGUAUGGGGUUACAUCAUGAACAACCGCCCCGCCGACCAUCUCCUUCCGGCUCCGGCUGCCCUUACCCGACCAUCCAGAUCAACCAGACUGUCCACACCGCCGGUCAAGAGGCUCGACCCAACCGGAGACCUCUGGAUCGGGUCAAGCGACUGCAAAAUGGCGACGCGGUCGUUUCGAAUCACGGCGGAGCAAUUGGAUCGGAUCUUGGGCGUCUUCGGCCGGAAUCGAGCGGUGAACUUCUCAACAUUCGAAGCUAUUGCUGCGAUCUUCUGGAAAUUUCUGUCGAAAAUACGGCUUGAGGAUUCGAAUUCGAGGACGAUCUCGAUCUAUUCGACAAAAUUCCCUAACAGAGAGGGCGAAAUUCCGAGGAACGGAAUGGAAAUGAGCGGCGUCGAGGCCGAAUUUCCUGUCGCCGGAGCGGCGGAAGGGGAAUUAGCGGAGAUGAUUGUGAAGAAGAAAAUUGAUGAGGGCGGAGAAAUCGGGGGGUUGGUGGAGAAAGAAAGGGAUGAAUCGGAUUUCAUAGCGUAUGGAGCGAGAUUGACGUUCGUUGAUUUGGAAGAAGCGAAUAUCUACGGCUUCGAAUUGGAAGGGCAGAAGCCAGUUCAUGUGAAUUAUGAAAUUGGGGGAGUUGGUGAAAAUGGCGUCGUUUUGGUACUUCCAGGACCGCCGUGUGGUGACGGAAGAGACGGCGGUGGCCUGACGGUGACGGUUAUCUUGCCGGAGAAAGAGCUGCCGGAUCUAAUCGAUGAACUGCAGAAGCAAUGGGGGAUUGUUUGAAAUCAAAGUGGACUUCUGGAAAUUUUGUUAAAAGUAAAGAAAAUCAAGAGAUGAAUUUCGUAUUGAAGAAAUAAAUUAAGUAAAGUUUUUGUGAUUAAAAUUGUAAUUUAAAUCAGCAUUGUUGAUUGAACUCCCAUAAUAUUUGUCCAUUAUGUAUAUUGUAAAAAUAUGUUGAUUCAAACAAGCUUUUAUUAUUACUUUUUGGUUAAAA
Messenger RNA from Benincasa hispida (wax gourd), 1657 nucleotides. RefSeq names its product HXXXD-type acyl-transferase family protein (gene CER2). Gene Ontology annotation, molecular function: acyltransferase activity, transferring groups other than amino-acyl groups. Lineage: Eukaryota; Viridiplantae; Streptophyta; Magnoliopsida; Cucurbitales; Cucurbitaceae. The record is from RefSeq and is a predicted model, not a curated record.